Plasmopara halstedii is the source of this 1197-nucleotide messenger RNA. RefSeq lists its product as uncharacterized. NCBI's taxonomy places the organism in Eukaryota, Oomycota, Peronosporomycetes, Peronosporales, Peronosporaceae. The transcript has a single exon. The record is from RefSeq and is a predicted model, not a curated record. Bases 1 to 1197 code for a protein of 398 amino acids.
AUGAUUGAGCUGUCUGUGUCGUCUGAAGAACUCGGUCGAUGGAACAGACAGCCUGAACAAGCUCAGACAAGAACAAUCUCAUGGUUUGUUCGUAUUCGUAACACUUUGAAUCGAUACUCGCCUUUGAUUCCUCCUACAAUCUUGCUCAUUACCUUGGUAGUGGUACUUGUGCAAACCCGUACAAAUGAUGCUGACUCAUCAGUAGAUUCAAACGGAUUAUUAUUACUUAAGUUGGAAUGGAGUACACAAGACAACGGUUCAAUACAUUGUGCGAAUGUGACGCUUUUGUUCUGUACUGAGGAGUUCUGUAAGACCGAAUAUGUCACCGAUGUCGAAACGGUAGCAAUUCAGCGCAGUCCAACAAUAACAACAAAUGACACAGGCUUUUUCAUCGACUACACUCUCGAUCUGCGUGUUGGUAACGAUACUUUAUCUUCAUUAUGCAACGUUUCCGAUGGUUUUCCACUCGAGUCUACUUUAUAUGCUCGAAAAAUUGGUAUUUUGAAUCUUCAUGUCGUUCAAGCCUUUCAUCAUCAGCCAACGGAAAUGGAAUAUUACAACUCUAGUGCUUCUUCGUUUGCUAAUGCAAGUUCUGUUUUACUUGAAAUCAGCGCUUCUGAAGAGUUUGAUGUUGUGGUUGUGGUAAAUAACUCGUUAAUUACCAAUUCCAAAGCGAGGUUUGUCGUCUUCAUGAUAAACAAUGAUCUUCACUCGGCUUUAUCAUCAAAUGGCACUGCGUGUGCUUACCUACGAAGUGGCGGUAAUGUAUCGACUUACAACACGUCUGUUGUAUCAGAACCAAGUCUCGUCAUUUCUCAAGACAAAAGUCUACUCAUUUUUCAUAUAGAAGAUGCUGACGACGGGAUGUUCAAUAAUAGCACCACCGAUGGUGAUGAUGCGUCCAAUAGUUCGGAUUCAUCGACAUUAGAUAAACUUGGCCGCCGCAUUUUGGCUCUUGAAAGCUCACGAAGUCGCUACAAAAAAGCACUUAUCAUUGUGCUGAGUGUGUUUGGAAUCACAUCGUUCCUAGGUGCAGUUUUGUUCAUUUACCAGCAGCGUCGAAAGCAGCAAUUCAUCGAAGAAGAAAUGAUGUUAAGAAAUAUGCGUGGUGAUCACGAUAAUGAGCUCGAGCUCAUGCAUACUAUUUACUUGCUUUCAUCUAGCUCUCAUAGCUACGAAGGAUCUGUAGAGAUAUAA